UGUGUGUGAAUGUGGAGCACCUCCUGCAGAUGCUUUGUUGUGCUGUGUUGGCACUGGUGGCUGUUUCUUUGUGCUCUCUCUCGUGUUAAGAACUUUGUUGGAUUAUGGUGGCAGUGUGUGUAUGUAGAUGUGUAUUUCUCACAAUUGUAUUGCUCAGAAGUGGAAUACAUCUAGUCGAUUCUGUAUCUGUGCUCUUUUGUUUAAGCUGGGGGAGAGAUUCUUUAUUCUGCUUAAUGGGGCUGUGUGUUAUGGCUCUAAACAUAAGCUCUCCACAAGAUAAGUGACAAGAAAGGACUCUGUAGCAUGAAGGUCUGAGCUAGAACUGCCCUUAAGUUAUGCUGGUGUCCUUAUGUGUUUUAUCACCUUCUUGUAUGCAGCCUUGAUGUGAAUGGAUAGCGAGCUAGACUGGGGGAUUGAUGCACGUUAUAACUGUCUCUUCUUUCUGACUGGAUCAGUGUUAUCGCUGGAGAAGCCUGUCACUGUGUCCCAUAAGUGCUGCUGCUGCUGCCUGGUGAAGGAACGGCCCAGAGCUCUCACUAGCCAUUCAGAACCAUGUCUGACAACGGAGAACUGGAAGACAAGCCACCAGCUCCUCCUGUGCGGAUGAGCAGUUAUGGGGGAAAGGAUCCAUUGUCUGCCAACCACAGCUUGAAACCUCUGCCCUCUGUACCAGAGGAGAGAAAACCUAGGAAUAAAAUCAUCUCCAUAUUCUCUAGCACUGAAAAAGGAAGCAAGAAGAAGGAAAAGGAACGACCAGAAAUCUCCCCGCCGUCAGACUUUGAGCAUACUAUCCACGUUGGCUUUGAUGCUGUCACUGGAGAGUUCACUGGAAUGCCAGAGCAAUGGGCUCGGUUGCUACAGACCUCAAAUAUCACCAAGUUAGAACAGAAGAAAAACCCUCAGGCGGUACUAGAUGUGCUGAAGUUCUACGACUCCAAAGACACAGCAAAACAGAAAUAUCUGAGCUUUUCUGCUCCAGAAAAAGAUGGAUUCCCUUCAGGAACACCAACGACCAAUGCCAAAGGUUCAGAGCCAUCAACAGCUGUGGCAGAUGAUGAUGACGACGAUGAAGAAGCACCUCCUCCUAUUAUUGCUCCGCGGCCAGAUCACACAAAAUCGAUUUAUACACGAUCUGUAAUUGACCCCAUCCCUGCACCAGCUGGUGACGCUUCUGUUGAUGGUGGGACAAAGUCAAGUGAUAAGCAGAAAAAGAAGACCAAAAUGUCAGAUGAAGAGAUCAUGGAAAAACUACGUACUAUUGUGAGCAUAGGUGAUCCCAAGAAAAAAUACACCAGAUAUGAAAAAAUUGGGCAGGGGGCUUCAGGUACAGUUUUUACAGCUAUCGAUGUGGCUACUGGGCAGGAGGUUGCUAUCAAACAGAUAAACUUGCAGAAACAGCCCAAGAAGGAGCUGAUUAUUAAUGAGAUCUUGGUAAUGAAAGAGCUGAAGAACCCCAACAUAGUCAACUUCCUGGACAGUUACCUCGUAGGAGAUGAACUGUUUGUGGUGAUGGAGUAUCUAGCUGGAGGCUCACUAACAGAUGUGGUCACGGAAACAUGUAUGGAUGAAGCACAAAUUGCUGCUGUUUGCAGAGAGUGCUUGCAAGCACUUGAGUUCCUCCAUGCCAACCAGGUCAUCCACAGAGAUAUAAAGAGCGACAAUGUGCUGCUAGGAAUGGAUGGAUCAGUUAAACUAACCGACUUUGGUUUCUGUGCUCAGAUCACCCCAGAGCAGAGCAAGCGCAGCACUAUGGUUGGAACUCCUUACUGGAUGGCUCCUGAAGUCGUCACACGGAAAGCCUAUGGCCCUAAAGUGGAUAUCUGGUCUCUAGGCAUCAUGGCUAUUGAGAUGGUGGAAGGAGAACCCCCGUACCUCAAUGAAAACCCCCUGAGGGCGUUAUAUUUGAUAGCAACUAACGGCACACCAGAGCUUCAGAACCCUGAGAAACUGUCCCCAAUAUUCAGGGAUUUCUUAAACCGAUGUUUGGAGAUGGAUGUUGAGAAAAGAGGAUCAGCCAAAGAAUUGCUACAGCAUCCCUUCUUGAAACUGGCCAAACCUUUGUCUAGCUUGACGCCACUGAUCCUGGCAGCCAAAGAAGCAAUGAAGAGUAACCGCUAACAUUAAUGCCACGGCCUACAUUUGUUUUUGUUAUUAUUAUUUUAUUUUUUUUUUUACAAAUCUUUUUAAUAUAUGAAAUUGUUACACUUCUGGUGGGAGGGAAGAGAUUUGGGGGUGGGGUGGGGGGGGAACAUCUGCAAAAGGGAAGCAGCUCUCAUCCAGAAGACACCUGACAUAAAUUGUGGCGGAUCUAAUGAUCCCUUUCUGGGGUCCAGAAGGAAUUGAGGACUGAAAUACUGGCUUUUUUUCUUUUUUUUUUUUUUCCUAUAUAUAUUUUUUUUUCUUCCUCCAGACAGCCCAGAAAUGCCACUUAGCAUGCCCAGGGUUUUAAGGGCUUUAUUGACUUUACUAUUACAACUCCCAUUCACUGUACCCUUGUGGGUGCUUUUAGUACUUGAAUGACCGAUUCAGGCUUUCAGAGAGCAGCACUAAUUUUACCAGCUGAUCUCUUUCAUUCUCCUCUUCCUCCCCUCUAUCUGUAAUCCGCUUUAGUAAGCUCCCAAAUUACAAGAUUCAUGGCAAGUGUGACAAAUGUGAUGGUACAUCUUGCCCUUUCUUCCUUAUACAGAUUAGCUGUCACUCAACUGUUUAAUUAACAACGUGGCUACAUAAGAAAUCACAAUGCGAGAGAUUUAUUUUGCUUUCUAAGUCAUGUAUGGAGAGAGGGGGAAGAGAAGUAUUCAGAUGCUUUUCAUAUGCCUGUGCUCUGUGGACUGUUAAUCAAAGAUGUGGCUACUCUGUAGAAACCUUAUGAUAGAUCAAGUCUUUGGAUGUCAGUUUAUGGCUAUGUAGGUAAGGGUCAGAUAGUUUAUUUAUGAUCAAAUGAUCAGCUAUAGUCAGGGCAAGAAAACGAUUCCAGCUGUCUUCCUGUGUGUUCUUUUUCCCAUUAGACUUGCUGGCCAGAAGCUUAAAGGGGUAUUUUGCUUGGUGUGGUGGGUGGUUCAAAAACAUGUAUUGUAUCUGUGCUCUGACUUGGGCUUUGGAAGUUAUGCUGGUGCCUUUGACUUUUUAUUUUACAUUUCCUUUCUUGUAUCAAAUACGUUUUUUGUAUAUGUUGUAAUUUUUUUUUUUCCCCAAGCAAGUAAUGCAUCAACUUAUGGAGUUGUCAGAAUUUAAGUAUUAGAGCUAUUUUUUUUCCAGUUUUGUAUGUGCUCCGUUUGUAUUAAUGAAACCGAAACAAGUCAUCAGAUCUGAGGACACUGCAGAUGCAGGACUUCUCGAACAGAGGGUUAUAAACACCUGGAUCUGCCAGAGUGCUGUUCUGAGAAUAUGGAGGAGGCUGAGAAUGGAGAACAGUGCCUUCAGACAUCCACGGGGCUUAUUUAACUGGCUGGUUGGAAACUGAAGAGACUUGAUGCAUCAUCACACUGACCCUUUCUCACUGCAGACAACACCAGCCAGAACGGCUGAAGUUGAACAUUCAAUGCAAGAAAAAGUGCCUCCCUCUGAGGGACAGUGAGCGCCUUCAGCGAAUGAUUUCUUGGUGUGUUAAUGGGGCAAGCAUAAAAGACCCUGUGCCCCCGGCUUCUUUUAGUGCUACAGUCUAUGCAUUUCAACUUCCCAAACAGUUUAAUGAAGAACUAACUGUAGUUACAAUGUGCCAAAUGAUUCUGUGAAUGAAUAACUGUUACUUUACUGGGAUUUUAUCACUUUUGUAGUGGGCAGGACCUGGGAUGGAUAGGGUUAUUGCUGGGUAUUAACAGAGGACCCUGAAUAAACUUGAUGCACACCUUUACAAGCGUUGCUGGCAGAAGGUAGAAGUCAUUUUCAGCUAAUUUGUACAGUGAUAGAAAAAAUUAAGUCUUGGGGACUGGUAGCCAAGCUAUGACAAAACUCAGAGCUGAGAGCAGCCAGCCAGAGCUGCUGGGCCUGUGUCGGUGAGGGAAGGUGAGCAGCUCUACGAUCCCAAAAUGUUGGCUGGGACUCACCAGCUUUGUGCCAACCAGGUGCCUUACUGUGCAGGGAUCUGCAGUGCCGCCGCCACUCAGUUUGUGUUCUGCUCUUGCGUGGUAGGAACCCAAGUACAGUACGUUAACUGCACCGUCAGAGGGCAAAGCCUCUCUAGCUGUAUGUGUGAGAAUAGCUGUGGUUUUAAGGUCAAGAUAGUGUCUCAUUCCAGGCAGAUAAAUCCAGAUGCACUUCCCAGGCAAAGUGUAUUGCAGGCCAUGGACGCUGUAAACACUAGAAUGGCAUUGCUCUUGGUUUGAAUGUGUCUGGCUUCCUGAUCAGUGAAGUAGCAAGGAAGCUUGGCUAAGGAAAAAAACCUGUCUUAUCGAUGAUUCCCUCUUUGUCCAUUGCUGGCAAUGGACUUUGUGAAACUCCUUGUGCCAGAGUUAAGGUGGGAGCUUUUCUUUCUUUUUUGUUUUCUUUUUUAAUCUUUAUUUUUGUUUCGGUGGCACAGUCUAGAUAGACAGUAAGAUAAGUAUAACUUGUGAUAAAUUUAGAAGUUUUUAUUAGAAAAAAAAAAAAAGCAAACCAUGAAAUCAUAAGUAAUUUUAACUUAUUAGCUCACUUUUAUUGAUUAUGAGAACGGUUUUAAACUUGUUAUUAUGAAACUUGUCCAAUUUAGUCUACUUAGGAGGUGGUUUCCAAGCUUACAGUCAUCCUAGCAAACAAGACUUAGCCCAGCCCCGGAGUUACAAAACAUAUCUUGAUGCUUGCUGGAAUGGUGUUAGCUCUGAGUUGAGGAGUGCUGCAAGGUGGGGUCAGAGAUGAGCUGGGAGCAGCUGAGCUGGCAGAAGGGGAGAGCCAUGAGGGGGUUGCUGUACUCUGCUUUUGUGUCUCUGGGGGUUUCUCUGCCAAUGUCAGCUGCACGUCUGCAAAACAUAGAUGUGAGCCAUGGGCUGCUCAGCUUGGCUAAGGCAGACAAACAGAACGGCCCGAGUUGGAGUAGAUGCUGAAAAGGAAGAGUUUGCUUUGGAAAGUGCUGGGGUUCCCACAUGUCUCUUUCUCUUGGGUGCCAGCUUAGGAUCCCAGAUUGGCCCGUAAUCCAAUCUGUGUGUGAUGUGUGUGGGAUGCCGUGUACAUUGGGGUGACUGGCUGGGCGUACAGAGCUGUGCAGCUCGUGGCUGGGAUACACGUGUGCAGGAGAUGUGCAACUCUUGGGAUCUCUGUUACAGUCGAACAAAGCAGGUUGCUCAUGGGAAGCAGCCGUGGUGCUGGGAGCGUGUGCUUUGAUGUAAGGCAGCUCCUGUGCUGGAGGGUGGCUGGGGGACCCAGAAAGCUGAUCAAGUCUCUCCAGCUGAAUUUGUGUCUCUGGUCCGUUUUCCCUCUGUCCCUCACGCUAUCAGUGGAAAUGGAAGUGAGUGCAAGCUUUCUCUUUUAUUUUUUUAACCGUCUUCAGAUUUUAAUGUUGCCUUUUGUGUAAUUUAAUCCCAUUAUGUUAUUUAAUUGUUACUGCAAUAUUAACUACUGUAUUUGUUGACUUUGUUUAAUAACUGUUCUUUCAGGGCUAGAAAUAAACUUCUAAAAAAAAA
Messenger RNA from Coturnix japonica (Japanese quail), 5594 nucleotides. RefSeq names its product p21 (RAC1) activated kinase 2 (gene PAK2). NCBI's taxonomy places the organism in Eukaryota, Metazoa, Chordata, Aves, Galliformes, Phasianidae. Gene Ontology annotation, biological process: protein phosphorylation. The record is from RefSeq and is a predicted model, not a curated record. Gene Ontology annotation, molecular function: protein serine/threonine kinase activity; ATP binding.